AUGUUACCCAACACCGGGAGGCUGGCAGGAUGUACAGUUUUUAUCACAGGUGCAAGCUGUGGCAUUGGCAAAGCUAUUGCAUUGAAAGCAGCAAAGGAUGGAGCAAAUAUUGUUAUUGCUGCAAAGACCGCCCAGCCACAUCCAAAACUUCUAGGCACAAUCUAUACUGCUGCUGAAGAAAUUGAAGCAGUUGGAGGAAAGGCCUUGCCAUGUAUUGUUGACGUGAGAGAUGAACAGCAGAUCAGUGCUGCAGUGGAGAAAGCCAUCAAGAAAUUUGGAGGAAUUGAUAUUCUGCACUGUGCUUAUACCAUUGCUAAGUAUGGUAUGUCGAUGUAUGUGCUUGGAAUGGCAGAAGAAUUUAAAGGUGAAAUUGCAGUCAAUGCAUUAUGGCCUAAAACAACCAUACACACUGCUGCUAUGGAUAUGCUGGGAGGACCUGGUAUCGAAAGCCAGUGUAGAAAAGUUGAUAUCAUUGCAGAUGCAGCAUAUUCCAUUUUCCAAAAGCCAAAAAGUUUUACUGGCAACUUUGCCAUUGACAAAAAUAUCUUAAAAGAAGAAGGAAUAGAAAAUUUUGAUGUUUAUGCAAUUAAACCAGGUCAUCCUCUGCAACCAGAUUUCUUCUUAGAUGAGUACCCAGAAGCAGUUAGCAAGAAAAUGGAAUCAACUGGUGCUGUUCCAGAAUUCAAAGAACAGAAACCACAGAUGCAACCAAAACCACGUUCUGGAGCUCUGGAAGAAACAUUUAGAAUUGUUAAGGAUUAUCUCAGUGAUGAUGUAGUUAAAGCCACUCAAGCAAUCUAUCUGUUUGAACUCUCCGGUGAAGAUGGUGGCACGUGGUUUCUUGAUCUGAAAAGCAAGGGUGGGAAUAUCGGAUAUGGAGAGCCUUCUGAUCAGGCAGAUGUGGUGACGAGUAUGACUACUGAUGACUUUGUAAAAAUGUUUUCAGGGAAACUAAAACCAACAAUGGCAUUCAUGUCAGGAAAAUUGAAGAUUAAAGGUAACAUGGCCCUAGCAAUCAAAUUGGAGAAGGUAAUGAAUCAGAUGAAUGCCAGACUGUGAAGGAAAAUAAAAAAAAAAAAGUCGACCGCUAUGCUCAAAAAGUAAAAAAACUCAACAGUUAAA
Nomascus leucogenys (northern white-cheeked gibbon) is the source of this 1122-nucleotide messenger RNA. RefSeq names its product hydroxysteroid dehydrogenase-like protein 2. Gene Ontology annotation, molecular function: oxidoreductase activity. The record is from RefSeq and is a predicted model, not a curated record. Lineage: Eukaryota; Metazoa; Chordata; Mammalia; Primates; Hylobatidae. Gene Ontology annotation, cellular component: mitochondrion.